AUGAACGUUCCCUCCGUCGAUGGCUCAUCCGGUGAUGGCCGAGUGGGAUCCGCCCGGGACAACUCCACGGGCGGAACCCUCAGCAAACUCCAGAUUGACGGCUCUGACUCGUCAUCGUUGAUGUCGCUUGUCAGCACUCUCGUGCCCGUUCUCAUCUACGCUGUCGUCUGUUUCCUCGUCUUCUGGAUUCUGCGACGCAGAAGUCAUCGCGUCUACUCCCCGCGGACCAUUCUAAGGAGUCUCUUCUCGCAUGAACAAAGCAUACCCCUGCCCAAGGGUUGGUUGGACUGGGUCAAACCCUUCUGGAGGGAACCCGACACCGCCAUCCUGAAUCGAUCAACGCUGGAUGCGUUCCUGUUCCUGCGCUACCUCAAGGUUCUCGCUUUGAUAUGCUUCGUUGGCUGCUGCAUCACAUGGCCAACGUUGAUGUCCAUUCAUGCCAGCGGAGGUGGUGGUCUCACGCAGCUGGAUCGCAUCACAAUCGGUAACAUCAAAAACUCGCACAUAUUCUUCGCACAUGCUAUCAUCGCAUGGAUCUUCUUCGGUCAGUUGCAAGACGCUACUAAGUGCGAUCGUAUCCUAACACCUGCACCAGGAUUUAUUCUAUUUACCAUCUAUCGCGAGUGCAUAUACUACAUCAACCUCCGUCAUGCCUAUCUAUUAUCACCAUACUAUUCCAAAAGGCUGUCAUCCAGGACAGUCUUGUUCAGCUGCGUGCCCCCGAAGUACAUGGACGCUGCUCGCCUUCGAAAAGUCUUUGGCGACACUGUCAAGAAUGUCUGGAUUCCUCGAGAUACCAGCGACCUGGAGAGACUUGUCAAGGAGCGGGACGAAACGGCUGCACGGUUGGAAAAGGCAGAGAUCCGCCUGAUCAAGAUGGCGAACCAGCGUCGCAACAAACAACUGAAAGCUGCAGGGGUCACAGCUCCUGAGACCGUGUCAAGUCCGACUUCGAGUUCCCGAUCGGAAGAAUCUGCCGAUGCCGAGAAGGGCUACCCGUACCACGAGAAUACUGUCUUGCCAGAUGUGAAUGGCUCAGUUGCGGCACAAUGGAUCGGCGCUGACGAGCGUCCCUACCACCGACCGUUGGCAAACUUCUUCCGUCGCGUCGAUACCAUUAAGUGGACUCGGAACCGCAUCAAGGCUUUGACGAAGCAGAUCAACAAGCUUCGUCGCGGGUUCCUCAAAGGCGAAGGUCGACGACUGCCUGCCGCCUUCGUCGAGUUCUCUUCCCAAGCUGACGCCGAACGUGCCUGCCAGACUCUCGCACAUAAUCGACCACUGCACAUGUCACCACGUCAUAUCGGCAUGAAGCCCGACGAGAUUGUUUGGAGCUCACUGAGGAUGCAGUGGUUCGAGCGCAUCGUUCGAGGGUUCCUGAUGCGAACAGCCAUCGCUACCGCUAUCAUAUUCUGGUCCGUUCCUUCAGCGUUCGUCGGUGUGAUCUCGAAUAUCAAGUUCCUCGCCGAAACUUUCCCGUUUUUAUCAUGGAUUGUACAAUUGCCCGAUGCAGUCACCGGCAUCAUCAGCGGUCUCCUGCCUGCCUUGGCGCUGUCUUUCCUCAUGGCGAUUGUCCCAUGGAUCCUGAGAGGAUGCGCUAGACUCGCUGGAGUUCCAUCUCUAUCACUGAUCGAGCUCUUCGUUCAACAUGCCUACUUCGCCUUUCAAGUCGUGCAGGUGUUCCUCGUCACGACGCUUACAUCGGCGGCUUCGGCUGCAUUCACUCAAGUUCUCAAGGAUCCCCUCUCAGCCAAGGACCUUCUUGCCGAGAACCUACCAAAAGCCUCCAACUUUUACAUCUCAUACAUCCUCAUCCAAUGCUUGGCGGUGGGAGCUGCCUCUCUCGUCAGGGCUUUUGACGUUGUCCGCCAUCAUCUUCUUGCCAAAAGCUUCGACAACCCUCGUGGUCUCUUCAGGAUAUGGCACAGAGAUCGCCCAAUCCACUGGGGAGCAGUUUUCCCCGUCUUCACGAAUAUGGGUGUCAUUGCUAUCAGUUAUUCCUGUAUCGCACCCGUCGUCCUGGGCUUUGCGACUGCUGGAUUUUCCUGCAUUUACCUUGUUUACAAGUACAACCUAAUGUACGUCAGCAAUGCGUCCAUUGACACGCGAGGCUUGGUCUACCCUCGCGCGCUCAUGCACUUGCUGGUUGGCCUGUAUCUGGCCACGAUAUGCCUCGUCGGUCUGUUUGUUUUGCGCGAGGCAUAUAUACCCAUGGUACUCAUGGUCGCCUUCCUCGUCUUCACCGCGCUAGUGCACAUCUCCCUCCGCGAGGCCGUAUCGCCAUUGCUGUAUAACAUUCCGCGGGCGCUGGCACUUGAGAUGGAAGAGCUCGACGGUGGACCUAUGACCCAGUACCCUCAAGACGACUUCCUCACGGAUGCGGACAUCAACAUGUCGUACCCGGACUUCCUGGACCCCAUCGACGAAAGCGAAGGACCUGCACAUGAAACCCACGGUACCCGUGGUGUAGAAGGCGCCAGCGGACUGAUGGUGUCCGUCACUGACUGGUCCAGCGGCCAGAUUCUCAAAAAGGCUCAAGAAGCCGCCAAUAAUUGGGGCCUAGCGCGUCCUCUUGGAUAUCUUACCUACUGGAUCGCACCAGACCCGUCCAUAAAGCCCAACUUCCUCCUCCAUUGGUUACAUCCUGGUGUGUUCGACGACUUUGCGACCCUUCGUCGUCUGAUUCCCAAUGAUCUCCCAGACCCAACAGCGACUUAUCCUCCGGACUACGCUCGCCGUGCAUACUGGCCACCGGAAAUGGCGUCUCCGCCUCCGGUGUUGUGGAUCCCACGGGACCCAGCGGGAGUCAGCCGGCAAGAAGUGGAGCAUUGCCGGAAGGUUGUGGGGUGCUCGGACGAGGGUGCCGACCUCAAUGAUAAGUGUAGGAUAGAAGUCGAUUUGCAGAAGGCUCCUUUUUGGGUGCCGCGAGUGUUAUACUAG
Molecule: messenger RNA, 2940 nt
Organism: Colletotrichum chrysophilum
Lineage: Eukaryota; Fungi; Ascomycota; Sordariomycetes; Glomerellales; Glomerellaceae
Exons: 5
Coding region: 1-2940 (979 amino acids)
Cellular component (GO): plasma membrane
Molecular function (GO): calcium-activated cation channel activity
Source: RefSeq, a predicted model, not a curated record